AUGGAUAUCGCGACAAAUCUCUCUUUUCGGCUCGAGUCUCUCGAGGUCGACGAGCCGUGGAUUGUAGAGAAGAUAAAUUUCGAAAUGUUGGUCGAGUAUCUCCAGCCAUCCAGCACGACAUCGCCUACCGCGGCUGCCAGGAGCAUCGAUAGCCUGACCCCAAUGAAGCGAGACUUUAUAGGCACCAGCUUUGGGGAAAAGGAGGAGGCAGAGAGUCACAUGUGGGAGAUCUGGGGUCUCUUUAUCGCUAUGGCCAAGCAAGUUCCCCAUGACCAUCCAUCUAUGAAUCGUUUGGUUGCAUUGGUUUAUGCACUUUCCGAGCUUCCUCCUACGACUGUGAAGAUUUGGACUCGAGAUACCGACAUCUGGACUGACCUCCCAAUGCUGGGCCCGAGUGUUAGAGAAGCCUGGAUUAGUCCCGAAUGUACUCACCGCAAUCGAACAUCUGAAGGGAAAGCGGAAUGGGUCAACUUCAACUCCUUCGCUGCACGUCUAUUAAACCAUGAUAUGGUGUCAUGGUUUACCCUGACUGUUUGGUCACUGCGUGACGCACUAGAAAAAAAUCCACGAGAGUGUCUCCUUGACUGUAACGUCGCUGCGGCUGCUCAGUGGAUUAUUCACAGUGGUGAAGUGUUAUUCUCUUUCCUUGAAGACGACGAAGCGGAGUCGGAGACUGAUAGAUACUGGACGGGGCCCUUAUGGAAAGGAAAGGACACUCUUAGCGUCAGCCGUUGGGAAUUUUGGAAGCAGCGUUUUAGUGAAAUUAGUGAUAAGGAGACUGGGCAGGCUGGGUCAGCGGCUGAGAUGGCCAGGCAAAAGAUGGAUGAGAUUAAAAAGAAUGGUGUACAGAGGGAGGAAUAAGAUACCUGGGGUGUAUAGAUCUCUUCUGCAACAUAGCAGUCCGGAAGAACGACGGGCCUGCACCAGUCUAUGACAGCUUUUACCUUGAUACCAAUCUCAACCCU
This is a messenger RNA of Aspergillus glaucus CBS 516.65, 965 nucleotides long. RefSeq names its product DUF3632 domain-containing protein. The record is from RefSeq and is a predicted model, not a curated record. NCBI's taxonomy places the organism in Eukaryota, Fungi, Ascomycota, Eurotiomycetes, Eurotiales, Aspergillaceae. The transcript is spliced from 3 exons. Bases 1 to 861 code for a protein of 286 amino acids.